UCCUUUCGACUAAGCAUGAUUCUUUUUUUUUCUUGGUGUAAAAUGUUCAUAUUGUUCGUAAUUUUAAUUUGAUUUAGAUUUCCAUGUUAUUUUUCUGAAACGAAGGUUAGACUUUCUCUUCCAAAUUGAAAUUAAAUUUAUAAAUUUAUAAAUUGCAUUAUACCCACACAGCACACCUGAGAAUAUCCUGAAUUAUCCCAGAUUUUUAAAUGCGACCCCACAGAUAUCCCGGUGUCCGGGAUAUUCCAAUAGGAUAUCUCACGAUAUCCAAAUAUCCUAUUAUACGUCAUAAUGUAAUCGGCUUAAACGUUAUCUCAGAUCACUUGCAGAAGCGAAUCCUCGAAAUAACGAAUUCGGCCGGUGGAUUUGCGCGCGCGAAUGACGGAAAGUUGUAUAUAUCAAAAUUGUAUAUAAACAUCAAACAGACCAAAAUAUACACAGUCUGGCGUGUAACCUUGAGAUACAGGAUGAUGCUAAAGGAAUCUCGAUCGUUCAAGUUAACAACCAGUUUUUCCUUCGCUUCUGCGAGUGUGCGCGAAAGUGCAGCAUGAUAAAUGCAACGAUGUCAAAGUCCGGUUAAAAUUGCAGUAAUAUUAUCGACGCAAUUAGAAAGCAAAAAAAACAUGGUAUUUAAUAGCUUGUAGGCGAUGUUGCAUUAUGUACAGCAACGGUGUAAUGAAUAGAAAACAUUCUCACAAUAUGAAGAUAAUAGUGUGACGACGCGAUGACGACGCGUGAACUACGGGAGGCCUCGUUCUGUGAAAUCCAGGAAUCGUUGCGAGGGAACGCUCGUUUCACGACAAGAAUGUCGCAGCAAUCCUUCUCUUCCUCUUCAUCUUCUUCCUCCGGUCCUUCGGCGAACGAGGACGCGAGAAACACGUCGGACUUGUCGUCGCAUCGACGUCGUUCCCCGGAAUCGGUGCUGUCGCCGCAAGCGGACCUGCUGUUGCUGUGCCGUGAGAAACUCAGCCCCGAGAUCGUGCCAAAACUCCCCCGAAUAAACCCGGAAGAUGAAUGUGAGAACGUGGAAGAAAUCGUCACGCGGAAGCUCGAGCGAUCGAAGACGUUGUUCGAAGCGGCGAAGCAAGUAGACCUGCUGCUGUGCUGCCACGAACAGCCGAGUCUUGAGUUUUCCAAGAUAAAAAAGCCGGACGCUACCAGGACGGACGACGAGGACGAUGCGAAAGUCGUGUACGGAAAUCGCUACGGACUUAAACGAACGGACAGUUGUUGCUUAACGAACGAUACGCUUUCGACGAUGAUGAACGACGAUCUCGCAGGGAGAGAGAUGAAAAAUUGCCUGAACGAUCGACAGUUCAGAUCGGCAGUUACGACGAACCGCUGCUGUACCAUCAUUGAGACGACCUCGCGGCUCGAUACAGCGGUCGAUGAAUCGCCGAACGAGUACACCGUGGAACCGGCGGGCUUUCCGAGUUUGCGAGAAGACAGACACGGCUGUGAGUUUGAUCGCAACGACGACGCGCAAUCGUCGCCGUUCGACGAGUUCGAGCGGUUUAGGUCGCCGAUUAGCGAGAACAUUGACGAACAUAACAGGAUGAUGUAUGAGGAUAAUGCGAACGAGAGAUCGAAUAACGAGGACAAAAGGCGUGACGUGACGAGCGAAAGAGACGGUAGGUCGCCUUUAGCCGCGAAUUGGCGCGAAUUUCGACGGGUCUUCGCGUACCUGCAGCAGCGGUUCAACCGGAAGAUACGCGGCGAGGAAGCGAGAUACGAAGCGCCCUUGUUCUCCAAGCAGAAAUCUGUCCACGAAGAUCGGAGAUUCCAUUGCGUUUCGAUAAUAUCGCCGUCGCCCUCAUUCGUCUCGUCUCGCGCGCCCUUGCUGUCGCCGAGGUGCGCGAAGAAGAGCUUCGACCAGGCCGCACUUGCGAACGUACGUAGAUGGAAGUCCGACGAGUCACCGGCAAGAGCGAAGAAAACCGAACCAAAUCUAUGUCGGCAGGGAUCCGUCACACCUUGCAGGGGAUUGUCACCGUCGGCUCAUCGUUGCCGCGCAACUUUGAAAUUCGACGAUGAGGACGACGAUGAAGCGAAAGAAGAACGGAGACAACAACCGGCGGCGGUUCGUGUGAAUGUGACGGACGAUCCGAAUCUGCCGCAACGAGAGAACAAGAGGCACUCUUCGUAUCCGCCAAAUUUACUGUCGUGCGUUAAAACGCGCUGGGACAGCUCCUCGUUUCUGGAAUCAACACUGACCUCUAGCGUCGACCUGCCUGCCGUGUCCGAUUAUAUCGGCGAUUAUCCACGAGAAGUGAAAUAUCAGGAUGAUACUUGUAAGCGCCAUAUAUUGCGAAACACCGCGACACCGCAUAGGUUGCGGGAUCGCUCGUUCAGACGAAGAAACAUUUUCUGCACGGUGAUAAGGAAAAUGGCCGUAUUUUGCAUUUGGCUGUUUAAGAAGCUGUUGCAUUUACUGAACAAUAGUUACAAGAGACUGCGACAGCUGAUCGACGUUUUCUCCUCGUCUUCCGAGGAUAUUUCGAGCCAGAGUCCACUUGAAAUGAAAGAAUUCGGCCGCAUGAUAGUUACGUUACGUUCCGAAAACGAAAAAGCACUGUGCGCAAUAUCGGAGAAAGUCGCGCGUCUUUCAAUGGAGGUUGUGCAGAUACGGACGAGCAUCGAAGCUGUCCUCGGUACUCUAACGACCGGGAUGGAUAACUUUCGUGAAGUCAACAGAAACAUGAACGAGAACAACCAAACGUUGGUGCAGGAGCUGAAGAAAUUACACGAGACGCUGGAGGAAAUCCGAUUGAAAUCCUCGCGACGUGUUUCGUCGUGUUUUCCGUCCUCUCCUCUUCCUCCUGUUCCGCCUUCUUCUCCGCCACCCUCGUUGGCAUUUCCAUCGAAAUACAUUACAGAAUCGGUAUCAUUCACACCACCACCACCACCACCACCACCACCUCCUCCUCCUCCUCCUCCUCCCGCUCCAUCUACUCCUCUCCAAUCAAUUUUUUUUCAAUUUCCAGCGCCGUCGGUACCACCGACAACUCCCAAUAACUACAGAAGCAACAGGAGUAGCGUGACACCUACGAGAAAAUGUUCCACGCCGUUGCUGAGCAGGCCCAGUAUCACCGUCGACGACCUCCUGAAAGUCACUCUGAAGAAGGCUCCGCAAAAUGUUAAGGACAACAGACGGAACAUAGUCCCGGGCCCGAAGGGACCGGUCGUAUCCCUGGACAUGCUGCGUAAUGUCAAAUUGAAAUCUGCCAGGCGCAGAAUCAACGAUCAGACCGGGAGAUCGCCUAGGAACGGACGAAUCAUGAAAAGUCGUACCGUCUCGACUCUCAGCCUGUCGCCGAUCACGACUGAAUCGGAGAACAAUCUGGAGCGAAUCUUGCUGCAGCAGGUGAAUAUAAGCCGACGCGAGCCAAGAAGACUUCUGUCCGGAUCGAUUAGCUUUCGUGAUCACGACUUCACUAAGGACGAUGCACGGCCUCAGUCGCUGGAAACGCUGAAGCACAGCCAGUCGCAAUCUGCGAUUGCGUAAUCAGGGACAAUAUUAAAUUCAGAAAUUAAAAUCAAUAAGACAUAUUUUAAAAUUAAAACAGGAUAUAACUCAAACAGCACGCACGAUAUCCCAUGGACGUUCUGUCUGUGACAUCGGACGUCCUCAGGACAUCUCCCGAGGUCCGUGCUGUCUGGGAAGAUACACGCGUUUAGACUCGUGGGCUCUGAGUCCUUCGUAUCAAAUAUCAAAAAGCGACAAGUCAUUUUUUUCGUUGUAACCGACAAAAAUUUGAGUCGAAAUAUUUUUAAUAAAAGUUAGCAUAGAUUCAUAAUUACUUUAUUUGUAGCUUUUAUGUGUCUGUGGUUUUACAGAAAAAAAGAUUGUAUCCGAUGUAACCGCAUUGAGAUUGUAGUACAGAGCGAUAAGAACGCAUGCGGAUCCAAAGAAAAAACGCAAAAAUUAGUCUUUCUCCGAAGAACGAUGAGUUGUUUUAUUAUUCGUUCAUGGUGGUCAGUGGACCAAUUGAUCCUUCGAUCGGCACAAAUUUAUAUCUCUUAAGCAAUAAGAAUCGACGUCCGAUGACGAAUCGAUCGAUGUUUAAAUUUUGUUUUAAUUUUAUUGUCCAAAAACACAACGGGAGAAAAUGGACAUCUAAAAUCUACGCCUGCGAAUUAUUACACAUAGCAUGUGCCAAUUUUUCCAACAGUGUCCGUAAAUUUUAAAGAAGGAUAUUAAAAAAGUUAUUUCUCGUCCCACGAAUGGCGCAUGAAAAAGCCAUGCUUUCCCAUAAUUUUCUUUUACCUUUAUAUCCAAUUUUAAUGUUUUUUUGACAUGUUGAUUUUUUUUUAUAAAAAAAGUUAGAUUUAAUGAAUCAAAAAUUAUGGGAAAACUUGAUUUUUUCACGUACUGCUCGUGAAGCAAAAAGCAAUCUAUUUUGAAGCGAGUACGACAGUAACGCUUCAGUCGACACGUUUAAUUGCAGCUGUAUAGCUUGUAUAGCUGCAAUUAAAUAUAUCAACUGUUUUCAAUAUAUCAAUAUUUAAUCUUUUAAACAAAGAGAUUCACGAAGAAUCAGAGAUUUAGGUUGUCUAAAGGAAAAUUCUAAAAACGACCGAUCUAAAAAAUAAUCUUCGGUCCAUCUUAUGGAUGAAGUAAUCAGAUCAAUCGUCUGUCUAGUAUAAUUCAUCGGUGUUCGGAGAUCACUAUUUUUCAUUCGUUGCCACUGACGCGUUUACGUACUUAAUUCUCUUCUUAAAACACUUGUUGCCGCACAAAUACUUAAUAAGUACUCUUUGAAAUAUACACAUGCACGCAUACAGCGUGUGUAACUGAAAUAGCUAAAUUGAGAAAUGGUUAAACUGAAACAGGUAGAUUUCAAGAUCAUGUUUCUACUCGCCGUAAGGUUGAAAGAAGGUGGCGUAGACACGAGGAACUUUUCCUCCCCGAGAUAUAAAUACAUUCUUUUACGAUAGAAUUUUCUAAUAAUAAUAAUAAUAAUAAUAAUAAUUACACUGAUCGGUGAAUCUAUAGAAUCGCAUUCUCCCUAUUCUCUCGAUUUAAAUCCCUUCAAUUCCUACUUGCGGACACACUUCGAAACUCUCGUACAUACCAUUUCCGUUGAAAUAUUGUUAUUGCUUCGUGUGAAAAUUAAUGGACUACACACUCCCAAAGUUUGGCCAUCUAUUUUAGUUACACCCUGUGUGUGUGUGUGUGUGUGUGUAUUGGUAUGUAUAUGCCAAGUACACAUACACUACACACAUGUGUAUAUUUCAGAGUAUGAAAUAUAUAUAUAUAUAUAUAUAUUUAUUUAUAUAUAUAUUUAUAUAUGCACGUGCGUUUAUAGCCUAUGAUAGCUUCCGCUCUGGCUCCGCAGUUCUUAAUUUAGAGCUCUGUUUACCUGCACAGUUUUCGCGCAAUUUAAUCUCCUCUCGAUUAAUAAUCAACUUCGAUCAUCGUGUACGUAUGACGUUGAUCCUACCUGUCCCACUAAGAUGAUCCUUCGCGUCAAGAGAUUGGUCUUUUCUUUUUGUUCUUUUUCUUUCCUUCGUCUUUUUUACCUUACUUAUUACGCUCUUACAAUUACACAUUUCGCAAAUAUACUUACUUAUCUCUUACGGAUGUCGAUUGAUAUUACUUAUUCCUCAUAACGUAUCGUUUUGUAACACGAUUAUCAAUUUUUUUUUUAUAAUCGUUAUAAUACCUAGAUACAAGGGCGCGAUGGACAUCAAUUUCUUUUUUUUUCACAGCGUGCAGAGCUUGCAAACCGUAAUGUCUCUCUCUCUCCGGAUCGUUAUUGUAGAACUAUUCGCUUUUUUGCUGCGCUUUAUAUCCGGCGUCUGCAAUCUCUCUCUCUCUCUUUCUUUCUCUCGUCGCGUUAUUAUCAGCGAGAAAACUGAGCGAACUUGUUGGUAAUGGAUUUUGGUAAUUCUAGCUCUAUAGUUACUUGUUUGAUAAGGUUUUAAUGCGUAAAAUGGUCAGUAGUAAUCGUAAACGCUAAGCUUACCUCGUCAGUUUGAAGAAAGAGUAUAUUUUUUUUUCACUGUAAAUCUACGAUUCCGACAGACUCCUUAUUACAAGAAGAAGAAUGGAAUGUCUCAACGUGAAACGUUGAUGGAAUGGCUCGUCGAUGAAUCGCGGCAGAUGGAUAAUUACAGACACGGAUCGAUUAUCGUGUAUCUGGAUGGAAAAA
Molecule: messenger RNA, 6155 nt
Organism: Dinoponera quadriceps
Lineage: Eukaryota; Metazoa; Arthropoda; Insecta; Hymenoptera; Formicidae
Exons: 6
Coding region: 725-3505 (926 amino acids)
Source: RefSeq, a predicted model, not a curated record